UACACUCCAGCUUUCAAUAUGGCGACACAGUACAUGUACAAGCUACUAGUAUAUGUAUCAAUGUAUUGUACGCUAGUUGAUCAAGCUGAAAGUAUCAAACCUAUCAUUUUCAUGCAUGGAAUCAUAGCUGCACCUGAUGAAGCUGACCCGCUGAGGGGGUUUGUCGAGGAGGCAUUCCCCGGAACCAAUGUAACUGCGAUAGAUGCCUUCAACCAUUUACAAAGCGUGGUGCCAAUGUGGACACAGAUCAACACCAUUAAGGAAAUGGUCAGGGAAAGCUUGGUAAAUAGCCCAGAGGGGGUCAACCUCAUCUGUUUCUCGCAAGGCGGAUUGAUAUGCAGGGGACUGCUUUCUGUACUGCCUCACAACGUAAACAACUUCAUCUCCGUCAGCUCACCACAGGCAGGGCAGUUUGGAGACUCGAUGUAUUUGAAGUACUUUUUUCCGAACUACCUCAAAGAAAACGUGUAUAGGUUUUUCUACACGGAAGGGGGACAGCAGUGGUCGAUAGCCAACUACUGGCACGAUCCCCACCAGGAGGCGCUUUACACGCAGUAUAACAAGUUUUUAGCAGCCUUAGACAACGACACUGCCACGCCUAAUGCAACCCUUUAUAAAAACAAUUUUCUGCGAUUGAAGAAACUGAUAAUGAUAGGCGGGCCUGACGACGGUGUGAUCACUCCCUGGCAGUCAAGCCAAUUUGGAUUUUAUGAUGCCAAUGACACAGUGGUACCAAUGAAAGGACAGAAGUUCUAUGAGCGGGACUCGUUUGGACUGAAGACGCUUGAUACCCGAGGUGACAUUGUCCUCCACACCGUACCCGGUGUUCAGCACACUCACUGGAUGAAGAACAGAACGGUGUUUGAAAAGUACAUCAAACCGUGGCUGACAGGGUAGCCGAGAACGCGUUCAACCUGGAUAUACCGUUGGAAUACCUACUAGCAAAUAAGCUAAUUAUACAAAUUAAUAUUUAGGUGAUAUCGUAAUUUAUAAAAAUAGGAAUUUGUCGGUAUUUCCUUUUUCGACACAGAAGGUAAAAUAUGGUUAUCGUGAUAUGUAUAUAUGUGUUUCGAAAACAAAAUGAAAUAUUUUGGUUUUAAUUUGCGUUCGAGUGAUAUUUACAAUUACAGAAACAGAAACGUUUUGUAGAGUUAAUCUUAUGAAUGACAAAUAUGAACGUUAAUUUACUCUGGUGUUGCUUUCA
Molecule: messenger RNA, 1204 nt
Organism: Mizuhopecten yessoensis (Yesso scallop)
Lineage: Eukaryota; Metazoa; Mollusca; Bivalvia; Pectinida; Pectinidae
Product: lysosomal thioesterase PPT2-A-like
Exons: 9
Coding region: 19-897 (292 amino acids)
Cellular component (GO): lysosome
Molecular function (GO): thiolester hydrolase activity; palmitoyl hydrolase activity
Source: RefSeq, a predicted model, not a curated record